CACAUGACUGCUUAAAGAUCAUAUGAAUACGAAGAAAUUUUCAUUGUUAGACUGUGAAGAUCGACGUCGUUUUUUUUUUCUUAUGGAACAGAAGUGUACAUAAUUGUGUUUUUAUUUUUUUUUCAAACGAAUACAAUUCCAUUUUCUAUUAGUUUUCAGUUCCUAAAUACUCAUUUAUUUUUUUGGGAAUAUUGGAGUGUGUUGGGAAAAGAGGAAACUAACUAGAAAAAACGACAUGAAGUCUGUGGCUGCGUUAUUGUGUCUUUUGAGUUUGGUCAUUGCUGAACAAGCUCCCGUGUUUCUUUGGGGCGUCAACAGCGAGGCUAAACCUGCAUUAACAACUGUAUCCAAAACGGAAUUUUCUGAGAUUGUUGCUUCGCAGAAAAAAGAUAACACCUUGGUUGUGUUUCUCGAAAAUGGCUUGACCACAAAAGACUUUUCAUGCACCAACGCCCUUACAUCAAAGUCGUGCUACGCACAUUUGCAAGAAGUCCCCGAAAAAACCUUCUACGCCUCGGUUGAAGAUCCAGUCGAUGCAUUGAAAUCUAUUGGUGAUUAUGAGUACAAUUCCGUGGAUGCCACAGGAAAGCUGAGCAACAAUUUGGAAUUAAACGAAGGCAAAGUUGUAUUUGUUACUUUUGAUGAUCAGUCAGAAUCGAACCGGGCUGCUUGUUUGGAGUCGCAUGAUUCUAUAAUCACAUCGAUUUCCAAGCAAUUGAAUGGCAAGGCUAUUUUUGUGUACACAACUGCUCCACAAACAUCCUCAUUGGCUUUGAAACGUGAACGUCGCGCAGCUGCUGAUAGCAACGGUGUUGUUUUCCGAAGUGGUGCCGAAUUGUUGUUGUACUACACUACACUUACCGUAGAAAACAGCAAAGACAAAAGCACAACCACUUUGACACCAACUAGCAUGCUCGUGACACCAACAAACGCAACAGCUUUGUCAGUUACAUUGACAACAACACCGCAAUUGACAUUUGACGUAACAUUGUCUGGUGGAUAUUUCUUUAUGACUAAUGUCAAAUGGAAUGACAUCUCGUUCCGCAGUAAUGAUGUUUAUGCUCCCACUGACUUCUCGUACUUCUGCGGAAAUUUAACUCUAUAUGGCAAAGGCACUGCCGAAGAACCAAGCACAUACACCUUACAUUGGAAUUCUCUGCAGUUCCAAGCACCAUUUGGAAGCACUACGAAUAAAGAUUUCGUGUUUGGAGAUGCAUGGCACUGCGUUGGUUUCUUCACUGGUGGAAUCUUAUCUGGCCUUUUGAUUGUUGCCCUUUUAUUAACCAUCACAUUUGUGGGUGUUUGCUGGAUGAUGGAUAUCAACACCAUGGACAGGUUUGACGAUCCCAAAGGAAAGACAAUUACAAUUAAUGCUUCCGAGUAAAUA
Molecule: messenger RNA, 1387 nt
Organism: Musca vetustissima
Lineage: Eukaryota; Metazoa; Arthropoda; Insecta; Diptera; Muscidae
Gene: VhaAC45
Product: V-type proton ATPase subunit S1
Exons: 4
Coding region: 236-1384 (382 amino acids)
Cellular component (GO): proton-transporting V-type ATPase complex
Source: RefSeq, a predicted model, not a curated record